Molecule: messenger RNA, 1438 nt
Organism: Contarinia nasturtii (swede midge)
Lineage: Eukaryota; Metazoa; Arthropoda; Insecta; Diptera; Cecidomyiidae
Gene: Ggamma30A
Product: guanine nucleotide-binding protein subunit gamma-e
Exons: 3
Coding region: 109-327 (72 amino acids)
Biological process (GO): phospholipase C-activating G protein-coupled receptor signaling pathway; sensory perception of taste
Cellular component (GO): heterotrimeric G-protein complex
Molecular function (GO): G-protein beta-subunit binding
Source: RefSeq, a predicted model, not a curated record
AACCAAAAUGACUUUAGUCACUAAUCAACUUACCGCGACGUCUUACGUUUUCCAGUGAACAUAGAAAUACUUUUUUUUAUCGCAUUACAGAAACAAAUAAUCAGUAUUAUGGACUCCAGUAUUCUUGCAAACAUGGACCGGGACGCUUUGAAAAAGCAAAUUGAGAACAUGAAGUAUCAAGCUUCAAUGGAGCGUUGGCCUCUAUCAAAAAGCAUUGCAGCAAUGCGGGAGUACGUUGAAGAAAACGAAAAGAACGAUCCUCUAAUUCAUGCACCCGAUAAAAAGAACAAUCCAUGGGCUGAAAAGGGCAAAUGUACCAUUAUGUAAAUAUCAUUUCCAGAAAUCAGCGUAUAACAACAUGAACAUUAGAUUCCCCAUUUACACUCGACUCAUCUCACACGAGGAUGAUGAUAUUCACAUUAUUUCAUCACACAUGGUGAAAUCACUUCGACCAGAUCUAUUAAAAUAUGUUCAACAAUACUCAUAGAAUAUGCCUGUAUCUAUCACCGUAUCUAAUUAGGUUUAAAACGAAAGUUAAAGUCUCCGUGAAUGAACGAGUUCAAGUAGAGUUUUCUCACAGAAAAUUAAAAUUAAUUAUAAGUUACCAUUACUCUAGAAUGUUCAUUUAUUUAAAAACAAAUGUAACGACAACAGCAAAUUGAACAAAAAAAUCAAAACAAAAUAACCAGUGUCAAAAUUAAUCAAAUCUGCUGCAAUCAUUAAAAUACAGUUACCAUUACCAUUGAACAAGUGAAGACUUAAAUAGCAUUUAAAACGAAUAAAUAAUCCAUAAUUAGCAUUUUUUGUCAAAUCAAUAUUGAAAAACCAUUUUCUAACUAUGAUAAAAUUGAGAAAAAUUGCUUUAAACAUUGUAAGGUCUGAAAUUAAUACUUUUCUUUCGUUGGGAUUUUCAAUCAAACCUUUCGUUAUCAAUUAUAUUUGAAAAUGAUAAAAUGUUCGUUGCUUUGAAUUUUGAUUUUACGCAAUAUCAGACUCUUUUUUGGGGAUAAAUUCAAUCCUCUUACAACUCAAUAUUUAUUUAUUUAUUUUUUACUAACUGUAGUAUGUAGACUCUAUAUAAAUAGAAUCAUCACUGUGGCAAUGGGGUCUCAAUGAAAAACGUUUACGUGGAUUCGAAUCCACGCAAAAUCCCAUUACCACACGGAAAAUUCAUUGAGAGAAUCUCAAUUGAAUUUGAUGAAAUUCCAUGAUUUUCAUGAAUUAAUUUUGUAAAAUUAAUUUUUGAUUAUUUGGAAUCUAGAUAUAUAGAAACGGUGAGGUUUUUUUAAUAAAAGUAUUAUCACAUCCUUUUGUUCGCUUUUUACGUGAAUUCUUCGAUAUAUUAUUAUUGGCUAAUUUAUAUCAUUUCCCAAUUAUAUACUGUAAUUAUGAAUCAUAAAUUAUAAAUUCAAAUAAAAUUCAAGUUGAAAGUCCAUAA